AUGGGUAAUACAUGUAAAUCGACAAAAACUGAUUCAAUAAUUGCAUCAAUUGUUGAAUCACCUAUGUCAAUAGUACCAAAUAAUCAAUCGGAAGAAAUUCCACCACCACCACCAUCAACAACAACAACAAAAAUAACAACAACUAAACUCUAUCAAUCUUCAAAUGGUUCAACAAUUCGUGAAGAAAAAGAAGAAGAAGAGGAAAUUACUCGUACUGAAACUUAA
This is a messenger RNA of Adineta steineri, 225 nucleotides long. The record is from the annotation of a GenBank genome assembly. Lineage: Eukaryota; Metazoa; Rotifera; Eurotatoria; Adinetida; Adinetidae.